AUGUCAAUAAAAGCCGAUUUUAAACAAUUAUUGAAGCCUUAUUAUCUCUUCAAUAUCGUCUUAAGCCUCUCGUACGUCAUUCUGAAGCGGACCCCAGGUCUUUGCAAUUAUUUGUUCCACGUGGAGGAAUGCGAGUUCGAUGGGCGCGAGACCGAAAUCCUCUUCUUCCUGAUCAUCGUGAUCAUGAUCAGGACCCGAAAAUCGGGCAGUGUAUCAAUGAUCAAUUACUUAUCGUCUAGUUUCGUGUACACAAAAAUAGCGAAUUUGAUACUAUGGUUCAACGCCGAUUUUCUGAUGGGCAUUAUCUACGGGAUCAUAUUCAUCUUGGGGGCGUUGCUAUUUCCCGAGCCCACGUAUUCCGGCCCUGACAAUGUCAUUUAUUUCCGGGGCAUGCAAGGCUUGGACGAGGAAUUGGCACGUAGUCGGGACGGCUAUUGGUUGGUCACGUUUUACACCGUCUGGAACCCGGCUUGUGUGAACUUCGCCCCGGUUUUCGCAAAACUGAGCACCGAAUAUCACUUGGAGAAUUUCAAGUUUGGGAAAAUCGACGUGGGGCGAUACCCCGAUGCCGCACAGAAAUAUCGCGUGAAUGACAGCAGUUUAAGUAAGCAGUUACCCACGACAAUUCUGUUUAAAGAAGGGAAAGAAGUGGUGCGGAGGCCGGCUAUUGACUCAAAAGGCAACAUUUUGAAAUUCUUUUUCUCGAGUGAGAACGUUAAAGGGGCUUUCGAUCUCAAUAACUUGUACGAAGAGUGCAAGAGCGCGCUUAAGAAUAAUAAGAACAAACACGUGAAGAACGACUAAUUAUUGUUAUUUAUUUGUUUCUAGUGCCAUAGUAAUAAAUUGUUAAUACGACAAAA
Molecule: messenger RNA, 860 nt
Organism: Tribolium castaneum (red flour beetle)
Lineage: Eukaryota; Metazoa; Arthropoda; Insecta; Coleoptera; Tenebrionidae
Exons: 3
Coding region: 1-804 (267 amino acids)
Cellular component (GO): membrane-bounded organelle
Molecular function (GO): disulfide oxidoreductase activity
Source: RefSeq, a predicted model, not a curated record